CGAACAUUAAAAUAAGUUGAAAUAUUUUCACCUGUCACUCUAUAAUCAAGGAUGAGCAUUUCUUUAUUUCCACGCAUCAUGUUCUACAUUUUUCUUUAUAAAGUAAAACUAAAUUACAGCAUUCAACAAUGACAGAUUUUAAAGAUAUGCUGGAAAGUUCAGACUAUUGCAACUGGAUGAAAUGUUCAUUUGCGCAACUGAAUGUAAAGGCCGUACUGGCGGAAAUUGUGGAAGAGGACAUUAAGGAUCUACAGAAGCAAUUGCUUCACAAUAUCCAGACAUCCAAAGGUCUUUCAUCCAACACAACUUGCAAUUGUUGUCAGAUUCAAAAUCUUCUCCCAUGUCGUACGCGUAAAUUGUGCAAAUUUAAAAACAGUGCCUGUUUAUUUCAUGAGGACGCUAGUCUUACACCAAGGCGAUGUCCAACAAACGGCUUGUGUGAUGACUUUCGUAUUGGAAUAAUUGACCAUCAUCGUUUUUGUUGGCCGUCCUGGAAAAAUACCGACGCGUCUAAAUGGUGUACAGAUUCGUGGACAAUAGCUAAAUGCUACAUGCCGCCCGACGGUUAUUUAAAUGUAAACAAUGCAGAGGAAACGGACUUUAAUGGCGUACUGAGUGUUAUUAUCAACUGCACUGACUGUCAAAGAAGAUUCAGCGAAGACCUGAAUAAUCCAAUGAAUGUCUGUACCAAGGUUAGAGUUAACAGUCGAGUUGUGAGGCAUUCACCAAACCUAAAGCUAUCGGAUGAUGAACGGGACAGCAUUAUUGACACCCUUGUUGAUCUUCUUAAUGACUCGAGGUUUUUCCGUACUAACCAGCGUUCUGUGGAAUGCAGAGAUAAACUGACCAAGUUAAAAGCAAACGCUCUGAGUGUUUCUACGACCGAUAUAACAAAUGCAUUGGAAGAUGCCGUUCAAAGCGCAAACCAGGCCCUUGGUGAUUUAAAAAAGCCCAACAGUCUCGAUGCAGAAACAGAAACAUCAGUGUCAAACCUGCUCAAUUUGGCCGAUAAUCUGCAAAGUAUAUGCACAUAUGUUACAGCCUGAAAUAGAGAAAAGAAAACGACCAUACAGAAGAGAAUACAUGGAUUCUUUACUUUUGUUGGCUUACAUUCCUUACUUUUAUUACUUAUAUAUUUAGUAUACGCUUGCUAUAUUUUGCCAUAUUGCUUGUCGUAUGUUUUGAAACUUUUAGCUGAUGGUGUAAUUAUGGUGUUAAUGUCUUUGUAUAUGCUGUUUCUUACUUGCCUGUCGUCGAAAGGAUUGUUUGUAUUUCCUCGGUGGAUUCCACCUGAAAUUGAAAUUGAGCUUCGUCAAAUUAAACAUAUUGCGAAAGCAGUUAAGAAACUAAAACACCUGUUGUUGGAAAUCAAACAAAACGGCAAACAACAAAACAUAUUCUGAAACUAAAAUCUCGCUUACAAAAGACCAGUAUUUUUGUAUUUGAACAUCUGACGUUCGGUAAAAUAUUCAUAUGUGAUCGGUAAUUUUUAUACCCGCUAAGGUGGGCAUAUAGUGAUCGCAUGUCCGACUGUCAGUCUGUCUGUCCGUCACACUUUGCGUUUAGGUUUUGAAAAAUGCUCAUAACUUCAGAUGUAACCUUCAUAUUUGGUAUGCAUGUAUAUAUGGACAAGGUCUUUUCAUACGCACACAAAUUUUGAUGGGUGAUAAGUUGGUUCCUUUUUCCUAGUUCCUUAUUCCUUUUUCGAAUAAGGAAUAAGGAACUGUUUCUUUUUCCUUAUUCACGCGUAACAUAUUUGUUAAAGGGUUUAAAAGAACAAUAAUGCAAAC
Messenger RNA from Dreissena polymorpha, 1790 nucleotides. RefSeq lists its product as uncharacterized. The transcript is spliced from 4 exons. The record is from RefSeq and is a predicted model, not a curated record. NCBI's taxonomy places the organism in Eukaryota, Metazoa, Mollusca, Bivalvia, Myida, Dreissenidae. The coding region runs from base 129 to 1046 and encodes 305 amino acids.